Molecule: messenger RNA, 954 nt
Organism: Laccaria bicolor S238N-H82
Lineage: Eukaryota; Fungi; Basidiomycota; Agaricomycetes; Agaricales; Hydnangiaceae
Product: glycoside hydrolase family 16 protein
Exons: 11
Coding region: 1-954 (317 amino acids)
Biological process (GO): glucan catabolic process
Molecular function (GO): hydrolase activity, hydrolyzing O-glycosyl compounds
Source: RefSeq, a predicted model, not a curated record
AUGUUCAAAAAGAGCUUACUGCCCGUCAUCGUUAUUCUCCCUUCUCUGACGUCGGUUUUCUGCGCAACAUAUACCCUGUCCGAUGAGAUUGUUGGCACAGGAUUUUACAACUCAUUUGACUGGCAAAAUAUCUCCGACCCGACUCAUGGGCGAGUAAACUAUGUCGACAAAACGGUGUCACAAAGCCUGAACUUAACGUUCGCCUCGUCAAAUACCUUUAUUCUGCGCGGUGACUCCAAGACUGUUCUUUCCGCAAAUGGAGCUGGGAGGAACUCUGUGAGAAUCCAGUCGAAGAAGACAUAUAGAACACAUGUAGCAGUGUUUGACGUGCGUCACAUGCCUGAGGGAUGCGGGACUUGGCCAGCUGUUUGGGAGGUCGCCGGAUCUGGGUGGCCCAACACCGGCGAGGUCGACAUAGUGGAAGGCGUCAAUAAUCAAGGGCCUAACGCCGUCUCCUUACACACAAGUGCUGGAUGCACCAUGCCGGCUUCUCGUCAGCAGACUGGGACUUCCACCCAGCUGGAUUGCAACACGAACAUAAAUGGGGGAACAGGAUGCGGCGUCUUACUUUCAAGCCAAAAAAGUUUUGGGCCGACUUUCAAUCAGAACGGCGGAGGAUGGUACGCUGUUGAGAGGUCUGCCACUGCCAUCAAGGUUUGGUUUUGGGCCAGAACAGAGUGCUCCGUUCCAAACGACGUUCAAACCGGUAAUUUAGCUGUGGAUCCUUCAAACUGGGGUGUUCCCUCGGCGUAUUUUCCGAACACUACGUGCGACUUAGCUGCCCGGUUUAGUGACCACUACAUCAUCAUCAAUCUAACUUUCUGUGGCGACUGGGCCGGCGGGGCUUAUGCUCAAUCAGGAUGUCCAUCGACCUGCGUUGACUAUGUUAACAAAAAUCCUUCUUCCUUCGUUAACGCACAUUUUGAUUUUGCAUCCCUUCGAGUUUAUCAGUGA